UCCUGGGUGGGAAGGGUCCUCCUGCCACCACCACAGGUGUGCGGGCUUUGCCUCUCGGCAUUUCUCCUCAGGCUGCGCCGGCGGCAGCGCGCAUGCGCGGCGGCGUCCUCGGGCCUCGCGGCUAUUUAUUUCGGCGCCUACUCCAUCAGCUUCCGGGUCGCAGGGUCUUGGAGGUCGGUGCGCCGGCCCCGGGUCGCUCGCGGGCUGCGGGGCGUCAGUUGUUCCGGUUGUGCCAGCGUCGGAAGAGCCGGUGGGUGUGCCGGUUUGAACUUUUUGUCCUGGAAGCUGUGCAUCACCAUGAGGCUUGUAAUUCUCGAUAACUAUGACUUGGCUAGUGAAUGGGCAGCCAAAUACAUCUGUAAUCGCAUCAUUCAGUUCAAACCCGGACAAGACAGAUAUUUUACACUGGGUUUACCAACAGGGAGUACACCUUUAGGAUGUUAUAAAAAACUAAUAGAAUAUCACAAGAAUGGAAACCUUUCUUUUAAAUAUGUGAAGACCUUUAACAUGGAUGAAUAUGUAGGACUGCCGAGAAAUCAUCCUGAAAGCUACCAUUCUUAUAUGUGGAAUAACUUUUUUAAGCAUGUUGAUAUAGAUCCUAAUAAUGCUCAUAUCCUUGAUGGGAAUGCUACAGAUUUACAAGCAGAAUGUGAUGCAUUUGAAAAGAAAAUAAAAGAAGCUGGAGGAAUAGAUCUUUUUGUUGGAGGAAUUGGUCCAGAUGGUCAUGUCGCUUUCAAUGAGCCUGGAUCCAGUUUGGUAUCAAGGACAAGAUUAAAGACUCUAGCAAUGGAUACCAUUUUGGCAAAUGCUAAAUAUUUUGAUGGAGACUUAGCAAAAGUGCCAACCAUGGCUCUAACUGUUGGUGUGGGGACCGUAAUGGACGCCAGAGAAGUAAUGAUCCUCAUAACAGGGGCACACAAGGCAUUUGCCCUGUACAAAGCCAUCGAAGAAGGCAUCAACCACAUGUGGACUGUCUCGGCUUUCCAGCAGCAUCCCUGGACUAUCUUCGUGUGUGAUGAAGAUGCUACUUUAGAAUUGAGAGUUAAAACUGUGAAAUACUUUAAAGGAUUGAAUUACAAGAGCAUUCUGACUAUAGUACAGAAAGAGCAAUGGACUAAGAGUUCAAAAAAUCUGGCUAACAAUCAUGUUGUCUCUGAUGGAGUAUUUCACUUUGACCAAGACUUGUCUCCUUGAGCUUUAAUUUCCUCAUCUGAAAAAUAAAGUGAUUAUUCAUAUUCUGCCUAAAUCUCAAGGUUGCUGUGUGAAUAGAAUGUAUUUGGACAACAUGCAACUAUAAGGCAUAUUACUGUUUUAUUGUUCUCACACUAGAAAAGCAAGCCAAGACUCAAGCCACAUGCCUAUGCCUGACCUUGGUCAUCACCAGUAGUAAAUGGACUGUCUCUGAAAUCUUGACUUCAAACCUCUUACCCUUCAAACCCAGUCUAGACCAGGAUUUUUCAACCUCAGCACUACUGACAAUUUGGGCCAGAUAACUCUUUGUUUUGGGAGCCUGUCCUGUGCCUUACAGGAUGU
Molecule: messenger RNA, 1533 nt
Organism: Microcebus murinus (gray mouse lemur)
Lineage: Eukaryota; Metazoa; Chordata; Mammalia; Primates; Cheirogaleidae
Source: RefSeq, a predicted model, not a curated record